This is a messenger RNA of Cebus imitator (Panamanian white-faced capuchin), 5393 nucleotides long. It is a transcript of the gene JMJD6, whose product is annotated as jumonji domain containing 6, arginine demethylase and lysine hydroxylase. The transcript has 7 exons. NCBI's taxonomy places the organism in Eukaryota, Metazoa, Chordata, Mammalia, Primates, Cebidae. The record is from RefSeq and is a predicted model, not a curated record. Bases 299 to 1543 code for a protein of 414 amino acids. Gene Ontology annotation, molecular function: histone H4R3 demethylase activity; P-TEFb complex binding. Gene Ontology annotation, cellular component: cytoplasm; nucleus. Gene Ontology annotation, biological process: phagocytosis.
GACCUUCCCAACAUGGCGGAGGCCCUCCCCGUGUGUGAGGGCGGGCCCCAGAGGCGCCGAAACCAAUGGCGGGCCGCGAGAGGCGCGGGGGCGGGGAACACGGCGGCCGCUUGCCCAACCCGAGGCUCGGGAGGUGGCUGGGGAGUGAAUUUUCUGGAAGGCGACUUUAAAGGCGCCGGGCCGGAGUGAAGGGCGUUUGAUUGCCUCCGUCUCCGCCACCCGGGCCGGGAGGGGUGCGUUAGUGGCAGGAAGCGGGCUGCGCCGAGGUCGUAGCGGAACCAGCUGGUGACCCCGCAGGAUGAACCACAAGAGCAAGAAGCGCAUCCGCGAGGCCAAGCGGAGUGCGCGGCCGGAGCUCAAGGACUCGGUGGAUUGGACCCGGCACAACUACUACGAGAGCUUCUCGCUGAGCCCGGCGGCCGUGGCGGAUAACGUGGAAAGAGCAGACGCUUUACAGUUGUCUGUGGAAGAAUUUGUGGAGCGGUAUGAAAGACCUUACAAGCCCGUGGUUUUGUUGAAUGCCCAAGAGGGCUGGUCUGCGCAGGAGAAGUGGACUCUGGAGCGCCUAAAAAGGAAAUAUCGGAACCAGAAGUUCAAGUGUGGUGAGGAUAAUGAUGGCUACUCAGUGAAGAUGAAGAUGAAGUACUACAUCGAGUACAUGGAGAGCACUCGAGACGACAGCCCCCUUUACAUCUUUGACAGCAGCUAUGGCGAACACCCUAAAAGAAGGAAACUUUUGGAAGACUACAAGGUGCCCAAGUUUUUCACUGAUGACCUUUUCCAGUAUGCUGGGGAGAAGCGCAGGCCCCCUUACAGGUGGUUUGUGAUGGGGCCACCACGCUCUGGGACUGGGAUCCACAUCGACCCCCUGGGAACCAGUGCCUGGAAUGCCUUAGUUCAGGGCCACAAGCGCUGGUGUCUGUUUCCUACUAGCACUCCCAGGGAACUCAUCAAGGUGACCCGAGAAGAAGGAGGGAACCAGCAAGAUGAAGCUAUUACCUGGUUUAAUGUUAUUUAUCCCCGGACACAGCUUCCAACCUGGCCACCUGAAUUCAAACCCCUGGAAAUCUUACAAAAACCAGGAGAGACUGUCUUUGUGCCAGGAGGCUGGUGGCAUGUUGUCCUCAAUCUCGACACUACUAUCGCCAUCACCCAAAAUUUUGCCAGCAGCACCAACUUCCCUGUGGUAUGGCACAAGACGGUAAGAGGGAGACCAAAGCUGUCAAGGAAGUGGUAUAGGAUCUUGAAGCAAGAGCACCCCGAGUUGGCAGUCCUGGCAGACUCAGUUGACCUUCAGGAGUCCACGGGGAUAGCCUCCGACAGCUCCAGCGACUCUUCCAGCUCCUCCAGCUCCAGUUCAUCAGACUCCGACUCAGAGUGCGAGUCUGGAUCCGAGGGUGAUGGGGCAGUGCACCGCAGAAAGAAGAGGAGGACAUGCAGCAUGGUGGGAAACGGGGACACCACCUCACAGGAUGACUGUGUCAGCAAAGAGCGCAGCUCCUCCAGGAUUAGGGACACUUGUGGAGGCCGGGCUCACCCCUGAGCAGAUAAAGAGACUCUCCCUGAGGUGGCUUCAUCGUAAGCUUUUGGCAGCCACCCAACUCAGUUCUCGCGUCUUCUGCUCCUACCUUCUCUGUCUUCUUUGAAUUUGGAUAUUCCUUCCCUGGUCCAAGCUCCUGUCUUCGAUCAAAUGCUGUUUUUACUGCUUCCUAAGGAUAGAUUUUCAAGAAGUCUAACAGCUCAGCCAGCUCAGUGAAACACAAGCUAAUGUGGUGUUGGGUAAGAAGGUUCUGUGCCGUCUCAUUGAAAACCGAGCCAGUCAACUGCAAGGCUGGCGGGGUGUGAUCCUUGUAACGUCUUGUUGUGUCUGUUACCCCACGGAUGUCGGUAAGGAGCUUCCACAGAGCCGGCUGUGUACCGCAGAGACACUGAGCGUGGUGAGUGGACUUUGAUCUGUGUGUGAGCCAAUCGUGUCGGAAAGACUCGGAGUCGUCGCCGUCAGUCCACAGAUGCAUUCAGUGGCAGUGACCAGCACCGUCACCCACCGCUCAGUCUGUCUUAGGGUUCCUCACCUUUUCCUCCACCACCACAGAGACUGCAACAUUUGAGGGGUAUUUGUGUGUAUUUUUUGGGUGGUGAUACAUUGGGUUUUUUGUUUGCAUAGAGGGGGGACAGUGUUCGGUGUGUUCUUACCACAGAACUUAAAGUAUGAAUAGGCUCAUUCUUCCCCACCACAGGAUCCGUCAGAUGCGCUCACUGUGCCAGGUACUCUGAGAUUAGUGUUCCCCAUUUGUUUGACCUGCAGACACUAAGUGUUACACACAGGGAGUGAAUUCAGAGAUGCUUCUAGUCUUUGGAAUCUUGAUACUUCUAAAUAACUGGUAUGACUAUUGGGGAUUGACCAGCAGAUGCCAUCUCUUGCCCUCUUGAUUCACCUGCUUGCCUUAAUUUGUUCCUAAAUUCCAACUAUAUUUAAAUAAAAAAUAAGAGGGGUUUGUGAAGGCUGUGGUGCCCACUGGGAAGCACUGCCUGGGCUGGAGUAUUGGAGUCAUUCGCAGACAGAAGGGAAGCAGCUCUCAUUGCAGUAUUACACAGGCACGGACGGAGGCCGUGUGUGGAUGCGUUAGGAUUGUGUGCUGUUGCCUCUCAAAAUACCCACUAGAAACGGGUAUAACCAGGAGAAUACAGGCUCUGCCCACUGUUCACUUAUUAACAGAUUGUCAUUUCCUGACAUUGGGUCAUGUGGCUUUAGAAGGCUGGUUCCCUCUUUUUGUCUUAGUUCAGUUUUCUGCGUCCUAAAAUGCCAACCCCAGUGUGUGUCUGGGUAGACAGAACUGUGCUGCCUGUCUGCCAUGGGGGCUGUUCUCCCACCUUAUCCCCACGCCCGCAGCUCCCUCAGUUACGUGGUGGGCACAGGAUGUGCUUGGGUGUGAGUAAAGUCAAACCCUGAAUCUCUUGGUAGUAAUAUCUGAGUGGUGUUGCUCCUUCUGCUUUUUGAAAAAGCUUUUCUUGCCAUCUUCAAAAAGCUUUUUUCUUUUUCCCAGCAUUGCUCCUAUGCUGCCAUACUUGGCAUUUUUCCUUACUUCCUCUCAAUUUUGUAUCAACGACUCCUCUCUAAACUUCAGUUCAAAAUUAAAAACAGCCCAAAAAAGGCUCUUUGCCACCAGGGGGCAAGGUGGAACACGUUGCUAGUGGUCUGGAUAGUGGAGCAGAAAUUUUGAAUUUUAAAAAUUAGCCACCCAGGCCAGGUACAGUGGUUCACGCCUUAAUCCCAGCACUUCGAGAGGCUGAGGCAGGGGAAUCACUUGAGUCCAGGAGUUCGAGACCAGUCUGGGCAACAUAGUGAGAUCCCAUCUCUCAAAAAAAUAAUAAUUUAGAAAAUAAAGAUUAGCCACCCUGUCUUCCUUUUCCAGAUGCUAAAGGUGAUUCCUGUUUGGUAACAGUAUCCAGAAAUGAGGGGAAUAACACAUCUGAUCGGCCGAAGUCAGCUCUCCUGAAGGUAUCUGGAGAGUGAGGAUUAUGUGCUUCUGUGACAUGCUUUGUUCCUUCCUGCCAGGCCAGGGAUACAGCAGCCCUUCCCCCCAACCCCCUUUCUGUCACUCUGGGCUAGCCAGGCUCCUUACGUAAGCACAGCAGGGGCGAGGUGGAGCAACCGCGUGUGAGAAAGGACUGGAGCGGUGGCGGGUGGUCAGGGUAGAGUAGGAAGCGUGGGUACCCAGAGGCCACCUGUUCAGACGUCAACUCUUCUUCCCAUCUGGCGUGAGCUACUCCAUUGAAUGGUGCCAACAACAGUGAAGUGAAGGAGAUAACUUUAGAUUAUUUUCAGGGAUGAUUCUCCAAGAUGACAGCAAAUCUUAAAACCAAAGAGCUGGUCCUGGAAGAAGGGAUCUUGGACUGUUAACUUCUGAUGGAAGGAGCAGGAUGGGAGAGACAUGAGUGCGGGAUCUAGAACAUCAGGAGGGCCUGGCUCUCUCUGCGAAUGAGGCUUCACCAUCAGCUUGAAGAAUCCUACUGCACACAUGUGCCUCUGCAGUUAGUGGUGCUGGGAUGUUUAGGGUGACAUCUUGAAGGGAGAGCCACUAAAAAGAGGGGCAUUAUUCACAUUUUGCUGUAUUCUUGCAGCUGUCCAUGUCUUAAUAAUGCAAGCGUGGAGCGGAUGUUUGAGGGCCAGGCACUGCUCUGGGUGCAGGAGAUGUGGUUACAAGCCCAGGUCCCUGACGAGCUCCACAAGCUUAGUGUACAGUGGCUGUGCAGCUGUUCACAAGGCCGCUGGGGAGGGUGGGUAGACCUGUACCUGUGCAUUUCCACAACCAGAAAAGGCAGUGCAGACCUUAUUAAAUGCAGGUGUACCAGAUCUACGUGCAAGAGUGUGAUUCACAUCGCUAUAUACUUAAGGUAGUAACAGUUUCUUCAUAAGGUAGCAAAACAGGAUCCGUGGGAAGGUUGCUGGUGCAGGUGCUUUACAGACUUACUAGAGACUCGGCCUUGGAUUUAGGACAUUAGACAAGAGUAUAGGAUGGAACAAAAUUUUUGCAGUAAAUGUAAAAUAUGCUGUGUAGGAGGCAGGCAUAUAAGGAUGCCCCAGCUGUAGGUUCUUUAGAUUGUCUAUAUAGUAUUUCCGUGAGUAAAUUGUUUUUGAUGCGUGUGCUGGUACUGCUGGUGGAUUUGAAGUGGAGUCUGGUGGCGGCUUCCACUCUGCCCUCUCACCAGCUUAUGUCAAUAUGUGACAUUGUAUACAGCAAAACUAGAUGAACUUGCACCCCAGUCAGUGGCUCUCAACUUUGUGUCAUUAUUAGUUCAGAAAUUUUGGCCAGGUGCUGUAGUUUACCCCUGUAAUCCCAGCACUUUGGGAGGCCAAGGGGGGUGGAUCACUUGAGGUCAGGAGUUCAAGACCAGCCUGGCCAACAUGGUGAAACUCCUUCUCUACUAAAAAUACAAAAAGGCCAGGUGUGAUAGCGUGCACCUGUAAUCCCAGCUACUUGGGAGUCUGAGGCAGGAGAAUCACUUGAACCCGGGAGGCAGAGGUUGCAGUGAGCUGAGAUCGCACCACUGCACUCCAGCCUGAGUUGACAGAGUGAGACUCUGUCUAAAAAAAGAAAAAAGAAAUGACAUCUAAACCCCACUGAGCCUCCCGGGAGGAGAGCUAGCCCAGGCCAGCUGUCUCCACGGUGACUGGAUGCUGCGGAGGAGCUGGGACUAUUACCUUCGCACUUGUGCAUCCUGGAGUUGUCAGAACACAGAGCAGUCUCCUAGUUCUGUGUCCGUCUAGCCAUGGGAUCUGCCAUGAAAUGCCUGUGGAUCUGCCAUUGGGUUGGUAUUUUUAACUUUCACUUGGGUGAAACUUGUUCAUCAUUUUAAAUAAAGCAACGUGAUUUGGAGUUGUGUUUUUAGCA